AUGACAUUGUGGGCUUCAAGUUGGUGCUAUGUUCCAGUGGCCAUGGUGGCCGGAAAGUGGUGUUUUGGAGGUGGCGUAGAGGCAACAAUGAAGGUUCUGGCAACUGUAGUUCCUAAACCUUGCCAAAGAACACUGGAAUCUCUCACACACCUCUUGAAGCUCUCAGAAUGGUUUCAGAUUGAGGCGUGGGGUGGGGUGGGGGUGUUGAGAGAGGAUAUCCUCAGUUAUGCUGCACAAAAAGGAAUUUUUGUUGAAGGUUCAGCAUCCAAUGCUUCUUCUACCCAACAAUUUCUAGGAGGAAACGAGAAACACCAUGAUUUUUCAUUUGCUUAUGGAUGGCAAUAUGAAGAUAAGACCAUUCCUGUGAGGGGUUUCCAGCGUGCUAUGGUCAAGUCAAUGACAGAGGCUGCGAAAAUUCCACAUUUUCAUUAUGUAGAAGAUAUAAAUUGCGAUGCACUCGUUGAGCUCAAAUCAUCAUUCCAAAAUGAAAAUUCUGAUCCAGAUGUCAAGCAUACUUUCCUUCCCACAUUGAUAAAGUCACUAUCAAUGGCAUUGAGUAAAUAUCCCAUGCUAAAUAGUUGCUUCAAUGAGGAAUUUCAAGAGGUUAUUCUUAAAGGGUCCCAUAACAUUGGGAUUGCUGUGGCAACUGCAUAUGGUUUGGUUGUACCGAACAUAAAGAAGGUUCAAUCUCUUUCCAUCUUGGAGAUUACGAAAGAACUGUCUCGACUACAGCAAUUGGCUUUAGCUAACAAGCUUAAUCCUGAUGAUAUAUCCGGUGGAACUAUAACUUUAAGCAAUAUUGGUGCAAUUGGUGGAAAAUUCGGUUCCCCUCUUAUCAAUGUGCCUGAAGUUUCCAUCAUAGCUCUUGGACGAAUACAGAAAAUUCCUCAAUUUGCUGAAGACGGAAGUGUUUAUCCUGCGUCCAUUAUGACUGUGAAUAUCGGUGCUGAUCAUAGAGUUCUGGACGGAGCAACUGUUGCUCGGUUCUGCAAUGAAUGGAAGCUAUUCAUUGAAAAACCAGAGCUUUUUAUGUUGCAUAUGAAAUAACUGAUUCAGAUUUCACCAUUCAGCCAGUUGCAUUUUGGAGCUUAUAUAGAUGAUGCUGAAAUCUACAAACCAUCAUGUACCUCUUCUUGGCUUUUGAACAAAUGGUGUAAUGAAACACAUAUGGUUUAAAUUUUAUUUUAUAUUAUAUGAACACAUGUUAUAGACU
Olea europaea var. sylvestris is the source of this 1213-nucleotide messenger RNA. RefSeq names its product lipoamide acyltransferase component of branched-chain alpha-keto acid dehydrogenase complex, mitochondrial. The record is from RefSeq and is a predicted model, not a curated record. Lineage: Eukaryota; Viridiplantae; Streptophyta; Magnoliopsida; Lamiales; Oleaceae. The transcript is spliced from 8 exons. The coding region runs from base 1 to 1047 and encodes 348 amino acids. Gene Ontology annotation, cellular component: cytoplasm; mitochondrion. Gene Ontology annotation, molecular function: lipoic acid binding; acetyltransferase activity.